AAUCACAAUCAACAAAAACACUCAAUACUAAUUUUACAUCAUUUCUUGCGCAAAAAAUUAACACAAUGGCUUCUCAUUCGUUGGAAGUAGAAGCUGGUAGUACUGUCCAUCCACAUCCACUGCCAAUUAGAAAGAGAGAAAGAAGUAUUGAUGUCAAUGAUACUGUUGAAGAGGAUGGCGUUUUCUUGACGUGGAAGGAUUUGUGGGUGAGGGUUCAAAUGGGAAGACGGGGUCAGAGAUCGAUCCUUCAAGGGGUAACCGGGUAUGCUCGACCCGGGGAGAUGUUGGCUAUCAUGGGUCCUUCUGGUUGUGGCAAGUCUACACUUCUUGAUGCACUAGCAGGAAGACUGGAUUCAAACACAAGGCAAUCAGGAGAGAUUCUAGUCAAUUGUCAGAAGCAAGCUUUGGCCUAUGGAACAUCGGCAUAUGUGACUCAAGAUGAUGCUUUGAUCACAACUUUAACUGUUAGAGAAGCCGUCUACUACUCGGCUCAACUCCAGUUACCGGACUCCAUGACUAAGUUAGAGAAGAAGGAGAGAGCAGAGAUGACUAUAAAAGAGAUGGGUCUGCAAGAUGCCAUGGACACUAGGAUAGGAGGCUGGGGAGCUAAAGGCUUAAGUGGUGGUCAAAAGAGGAGAGUGAGCAUCUGCAUAGAAAUGCUAACCCGCCCAAAGCUACUCUUCCUUGACGAGCCAACUAGUGGGCUUGAUAGUGCAGCUUCAUAUUAUGUGAUGAGCAGAAUCGCUAGCCUGGGACAAAGAGAUGGAGUUAGAAGAACUAUCAUUACAUCAAUUCAUCAACCAAGCAGUGAAGUCUUUCAGCUUUUCAACACUCUUUGCCUUCUGUCUUCUGGGAGAACAGUAUACUUUGGUCCUGCUUCAGGAGCAAAUGAGUUCUUUGCUUUGAAUGGAUUUCCUUGCCCAACUCUCAAUAACCCAUCUGAUCAUUUCUUGAAAACCAUAAACAAGGAUUUUGACCAGGAUGUUGAGCAAGGAUUGGGUGCUGGAAUGUCCACAGAGGAAGCAAUUAACACUCUAGUGACGGCUUAUAAAGCAUCUGAAAUUUAUCAACAUGUUAAAAGAGAUGUAUCCAAAAUAUGCAAACAGGAUUAUGGAGAACUGGAGAAGAAAAGAACCCAUGCUGGCUUUUUUACUCAGUGUUUUGUCCUAACCAGAAGGUCUUUCACAAACAUGUAUCGCGAUUUGGGCUACUACUGGUUGCGACUAGUUAUCUAUAUUGCCAUGGCUAUAGGUCUUGGAACUGCUUUUGGCGGACUAGGCGAUAAUUACAACUCAAUUAAGGAUAGAGGUUCACUCUUAGCAUUCAUAUCUACUUUCCUAACAUUCAUGGCCAUCGGCGGAUUCCCUUCUUUUGCGGAGGACAUGAAAGUAUUUCAACGGGAAAGAUUGAAUGGACACUAUGGAGUGACUUCUUUUGUAGUUGGCAAUACUCUCUCUUCCCUGCCAUAUUUGAUCAUCAUUGCCUUGCUUCCUGGUGCAAUAGCUUAUUAUCCUCCAGGGCUUCAACGAGGGUUUGAUCACUUUCUGUACUUCGCUUGUGUUGUAUACGCCUGCAUGAUUCUGGUUGAGAGCAUAAUGAUGGUUGUGGCAAGUAUAGUCCCCAACUUCCUGAUGGGUAUAAUCGCUGGUGCUGGAAUUCAAGGGCUCAUGAUGUUGGGAGGUGGAUUCUUUCGAUUACCCAACGAUCUCCCUGCACCAUUCUGGAAGUACCCUCUUUACUACGUUGCUUUCCAUAGAUACGCCUAUCAAGGAUUGUUCAAGAACGAGUUUGAAGGAUUGUGGUUACCCGACAGUCAAACGGGACAACACCUCGUCGAUGGCAAUGAAAUCUUGAGAACUGUGUGGCAGGUGGAGAUGGGUUACUCGAAAUGGGUUGAUCUUGCAAUCUUGUUGGUAAUGGUGGCGGUUUAUCGACUUCUGUUCUUAGUCAUCAUCAAGAGUUGUGAGAAGUUGAAACCUGUUAUUUCAACUCUCUUGUCUGGUCCACCAAAGCCACAGACGCAGGUUGUGGAGAACCCCAUUAGUACACCAAUAUGGGAAGGAUCUGUAGCAUAGAUUCAAACGGGUUCUCUUCAUCAAUAACGAUAGGAUAUCUGAACGUAGGUAUCCCAGUUAUUUCAAUUGAUGAGUUGUAUACAUAUGAUUUCAUGUGAACAUGUGGAACCCACGAAUUCACCUGUAUCUUGUGCGUCAAAUUCAACAGCUGGGAUACGAUGUGCUGCAGCGAUGUUUAUCAUUUUUCGUUUCUGCAUAUAUAGAGUAGAUUGAAGAUCCUAUCUAAAAAUAAUAUUGGCUAAUCCUUCAAAGCCACAGUUUGAUCUCUGUAUCUUUAUGUACUGAUUAUCAUGUAUUUAUGAGUAUAUUAUGUAUAUCAAUGAAAAUGCCAAGGCAACUUUGAUAAAA
This is a messenger RNA of Tripterygium wilfordii, 2423 nucleotides long. RefSeq names its product ABC transporter G family member 1-like. Gene Ontology annotation, molecular function: ATP hydrolysis activity; ABC-type transporter activity; ATP binding. The record is from RefSeq and is a predicted model, not a curated record. Lineage: Eukaryota; Viridiplantae; Streptophyta; Magnoliopsida; Celastrales; Celastraceae. The transcript is spliced from 8 exons. Gene Ontology annotation, cellular component: membrane. The coding region runs from base 66 to 2075 and encodes 669 amino acids.